Messenger RNA from Tripterygium wilfordii, 3638 nucleotides. RefSeq lists its product as uncharacterized. Bases 596 to 3526 code for a protein of 976 amino acids. The transcript has 5 exons. NCBI's taxonomy places the organism in Eukaryota, Viridiplantae, Streptophyta, Magnoliopsida, Celastrales, Celastraceae. The record is from RefSeq and is a predicted model, not a curated record.
UCCCUCUCCCUCUCCCUCUCCUGUAACAGACCCUGCACAGUCUCUUCUUUCUUUGGAGCCGAAGAAAGACGGACCAUCCUUUCCUGGGACUUCGCACCAAACCCGCCAAAUCUACCCAUCUCCAUUUGCUUUACAUUGAUUUGAUCAUCAUUUCAUUCCCAAUCACUUACUCUAUUGCGUCUAGUCAUGUAGAUACUCACUGCACGUAUACAAAAAGCCCAGUCUUUAGUUUUUCUAGUCUUCUCUUUUUGCAGGUUCUUGUACAGUGGAAUCGUCGUUUUGCUACUCUGUACUGUCGUUUUCCCCCUUUCACCGAAUCAUACUACAUUAUUGCACGGUCUUUUGCGUUAUAGAGAUUAUCUUUUUGUGUUUUUUCGUGUUUGGCCCAUUUGGGUUCUCUUCUUUUAGCUUUAGGACCAUUCUUUGCUGUGUUGUGGUUUUAGCUUGUUCGCUCGACAAAGUCCAUGGCUUUCUGGUUCUUCUUUGGUGGGUUUUACGGAGAUUUUAGGGGUUUUUCAAUUUGAUUGUUGUGCUUGAGGGGAUUUUAUGCUUGGGGUGACCUGGGUGGUUGAAUUUCUCGUUGUUGGUUGGGGAGAUGAGCGAAGCGAAUGGGAAGACGACAGGGUCGUCUUUGGCCAUCAUUGAGAAGAGAACUCAUCGACCUGGUGGUUGUGUUGGUAUUCUCUUCCAUCUAUUCGAUUGGAACCGUAGGUUUGUCAAGAAGAAGCUCUUCUCCCGGAGACUACUUCCUCCAGUUCGUGCGAAACAAGUUUCAAAGAAGUUUGCAGAUGAGAAGAUGCCCCAGGCAAAGCUUAAACUGAUUACUGACGAGAAUAGUGGGGGUUUUCCACAUCUAAAGAUAAAUGGGAAUCAUAGUGUUUCUGAUACGGGGCAAACCCAUGAAAUGCGCGAUCCAGGUUUGGUUGCUAGGCUUAUGGGUCUUGAAUCUAUCCCAGAUAUGAAAGGAGAUAGACCCAAAAAUGUUUCAGAAGCGGGGGGAGAGAAAUUUGUUAAUAGUCCUGUUGGGUGUGAAAGGGGGGAUUUAAGUUUAGACAAGGUAAAUGCAAAGCUUGAUUUCAGACCUCAAAAGCUUCAGAAAACUGGGCAGUGCCAGAGACAAGCUGUAACUAGAUUUGGCGCUGAUGCAUUGAAUAUUAAGAGCAUUUUGUCACGAAGUAGAAAGCAUCAUCACCCCAAGCUUGCUCCCCCAGUGAAAAGUCCGAGAACCUCCUCUGCGAGGAAUUCAUGUAGGGCAUCUCGGUUGAUUGAUGCUGCUACAAGAAUUCUGGAACCUGGUUUGCAAGCUACAAAUAGAGCAAAAUGCACUCUUACUUAUUCAAGUUCCAUGCAUUAUCAAGUGAAAGAUGAUGAUGUUUUGAUUGAGGAAGCAAGAACUCCGUCACCAGAAAUAGCAAUCCAAUCCAAUUGUAAUGCGAAUGUGGGAACAGGUUUGAUGGGUCAGACUUCUUGCAAAAAAUGUGGCAAUAUGCUUGAUGUUGUCAAUUCAAGAUUAAAUUUGGAGCAUCAUCCACUUAUUUAUCCGCCUCCUGCUCUUAAUAUAGUCAAUGCCUCCUCACUAGAAGUAGGAAGAAGUAAGGCAAGGGUACCUGUGUCCUCUCUUGAGCAGGAAAGAGAAGCAAUGUCUCAGAGACCUCGAGACCAUCCCAUAUCACUUGGUGGUCUCAAAAAAAGCAGCAUUCAAGCUCAAGAUGAUCCCACAGAGGAGACGAAGCCACGAUGUCAAGAAGGUCAACCUCAUUGGAAUUUGGCAAGCCAUCAGUGCAAGGUUCCAAGAGAUGAAUCAUCUUUUUGUGCCUCCAAGGUCAGGAGUCAAACAUUGAAUCGGAUGCCCUUAGCUAGAGAGAGAAUGCCACCAAGGGCUAAAUCAAGUAAUUUAGGAAGCAGGAGAACGUCAGUGGCUGCCAAUGCUGUGACUGAAGCCAAAGAUUUUAUUUCUUUGAACAGAAGCUUAAGUGGUCGAACCCCACUAAGGAUAACCCCUAAGGUGGAUACUUCUAUGUUUGAUGCCAAUAAACAAUUUAGCAAUGUGCAGGAUAAAUCCUUAUCAAAUUUGAGAGCCCCAGUGCGGAAAAGGAGGGCGAUAAGUGUCAAUAGGCAAACUGAAAGUCCUUGUGGCAAUUCUGCAUUUGGAAAGAAAAGAAACGCCAGGUGUGGUGGUGUGACUGGGAAAGAGAUGGGGGUUGAUGCUGCCUCCCAGAGUAUUACAAGAAGAUCAGCUGGUCAUUGUGAGCUUGAUAGACCCAGUGCCCAUAAGGAAAAUGAUGUUGUGUCUUUUACCUUUAAUUCCCCACUGAAAUAUAAGGCUGGAAUUUCCUCUCAACUGAAGCUGAAAAGAGAAGAUGAAAUUGACAUAAUUAGGAAGAUUACUUGUGAACAGCACAAGGAAAUAGUGGAUGAAAGUGCGAAACAUGUGUCUUUGCAGAAGCAAUUGCCAUUGAAAGGGGAUGCUUUAGGUGCUCUUCUGGAACGGAAGUUGAAGGAAUUGACUUGUCAAGAAGAGGAGGAAGUGGUAACUGGGGGUAACCCAGCAAAGAGAUCCGCUGCAAGUAUUCUUCAGGAGCUAAUAUAUUCUUUAACUGUCGAGCCGCCUAUGUCUGAAGAUGGUCAUAUUUUCGAUGUUGAAAAUGCUUUCCAGUUUGUACAGAGCAAAGCAAAGAAAGGAGGGACUUGUAUUGGAUUUUCAAGUGAUGCUGUUCAUCUUAGUCCUGGAUCUGUUCUAGGAGUUUCAUUCUCAACUGACAGCUGCGCUUCCAGCUGCUUAGAUAAUAUCUCAGGACAUAGGCUGAACUUUGACUCCAUUGACUACCAUGAACAGUUGCAACCAACAGAACCUGAUCCCGAUCUCCUUGAUUCAGCAACGUUCUUUAAUGAAAGGGCAAUUGAAGGACAUAUGGGUUCCAAUAUUGCAAAUCAUGUUUCUGAGAUACUAAAUAGCAUCAAUCUCGGGGUUGGAUUGACUGGAAAGCAACUUAGUCAUGCUAAGGGAGUUAUCUUGAAUGCUGAACUGUUAUUCAGAACUGCAACUCAGCAACACACAAAUGGAAUAAGAGAUUCUUUCUUCGACCCCUUUCUACUUGAUGAACUAGAAUCUCUCGCUCGUGAGAUGUGGACGAACAUCAACUGUCUUGUUGGUUUUAUAGAGACCAAAGAAGGAAAUAAUAUAUUUAGGGGAUUCCUUUUCGACUGUGUAAUAGAACUAUUAGAUUCAAAAUAUUGCAGAUACUGUAACUCUGGAGUCGAGGCAUUUGCAAGAUUGCCAUCAUAUAUGAAUGCAGAAAAGCUUGUUCAAGAUGUUGGAGAAGAGAUUCAAAGGUGGGAAAGUCUUGCUGGGAUGAUUCCAGAUAAACUACUAGAUUGGGAUAUGAGUCACUCCUUAGGCAAAUGGGUAGAUUUUGAUAUUGAAGCAUUUGAAAAUGGCGUGGACAUAGACCGGGACAUACUUCAAAUUCUGGUCGAAGAAAUUGUGGUAGACUUGUGGGAGUGUAGGGUGACUUCUUUUCAGUGACAUAUCGACUUCCACACCUUUCUUUCUUUCUUAUGUUAGUUGAUGCUACAUGCUCGAACUUGCUCUGUAUGACUAUUUGCUGAAAUAUAAUGUUGUACAAAUUGAUGGGGGG